Molecule: messenger RNA, 2920 nt
Organism: Asparagus officinalis (garden asparagus)
Lineage: Eukaryota; Viridiplantae; Streptophyta; Magnoliopsida; Asparagales; Asparagaceae
Product: NHL repeat-containing protein 2
Exons: 26
Coding region: 49-2805 (918 amino acids)
Molecular function (GO): protein binding
Source: RefSeq, a predicted model, not a curated record
GCGAAACCUGAUUCUGGAAUUGGAUUCCCGGGGGCGCUUGAGCUUAUCAUGCAGUGUAAGAAUCGCGGGCUUAAGGUGGCUGUUGCAUCUAGUGCUGAUCGUAUCAAAGUGGAUGCGAAUUUGGCGGCUGCUGGCUUGCCCGUCUCUAUAUUUGAUGCGAUUGUUUCUGCGGAUGCGUUUGAGAACCUAAAACCUGCUCCAGAUAUUUUUUUAGCUGCAUCAAAGAAGUUGGAUGUACAUCCUAGCGAGUGCCUAGUGAUUGAAGAUGCUCUUGCUGGAGUUCAGGCGGCCAAAGCUGCACAAAUGAGAUCUAUUGCUGUGACUACUACACUAUCUGAGGAGAAAAUGCUGCAAGCUGGUCCUUCUCUCAUCAGAAAAAAUAUUAGAGAUAUUUCAAUCAAUGACAUUCUUGACGGUGGACAUCCUGAUGCUUAUAAUAAGAUGAUGCAAAAUCUUCCGGAUAUUAACUUCCGAGAGCCUACUUCUUCAGAAGCACUGAAUAAAAAAGUAAGCAUUGAAGGUGUUCAGUAUAUGAAGUCCAGUCCCGAGGAAGUCCAGUUCUUUAGAAGGUUGCUGGGUUCUCGGAGAGAUAUCUUAAGAUAUGGAAGCCUGGGAAUUUCUAUUUCUUGUCUCUUUUUCGCUGUCUCUAAUUGGAAGGCAAUGCAGUAUGCAUCUGUGAAAGGUGUCUUUAAUCUGUUCUCUGGGGGUAAAAGUUUGAUGUUCAGUCAGAAGGAAGGACAACCUGGUUCGUCAAGAGUACAGCAACUCAAAAGUUAUCUAGCUGAUCUAGAGGACAGGGGUUCUGCUUCAGAUGUGCCUGAGUUUCCUGCUCAGCUUGAUUGGCUGAACACUGCACCACUUCAGUUCCAUAAGAAUUUGAAAGGGAAGGUGGUCUUGCUAGAUUUUUGGACAUAUUGCUGUAUAAACUGUAUGCAUGUCUUGCCAGAUCUCGAAUUCCUUGAAAAGAAAUAUGCUGAUAAGCCGUUCACAGUUAUUGGGGUACAUUCCGCAAAAUUUGAUAAUGAAAAAGAUCUUGAAGCCAUUCGCAACGCUGUCUUGCGCUACAAUAUAACACACCCAGUUGUUAAUGACAGUGAUAUGUAUUUAUGGAGAGAACUAGGAGUGAAUUCUUGGCCUACUUUUGUUGUUGUUGGUCCCAAUGGAAAGCUCAUAGCUCAAGUAGCAGGUGAAGGUCAUCGCAAGGAUCUUGAUGAUUUGAUAGAUGCAGCUCUUCAAUUUUACGGGGAGAAGAAAAUAUUGGACAAUGCUCGUAUUCCUUUGGCGCUAGAAAAGGAUAAUGAUCGUCGCUUGCUGUCCUUUCCAUUAAAAUUCCCGGGGAAGCUUGCGAUUGAUGUGCUAAAUGAUAGACUGUUUAUUUCAGACAGUAAUCACAAUCGCAUUGUGGUCGCAAAUCUGGAUGGAAAUUUUAUAGUUCAAGUUGGGAGUAAUGGAGAAGAGGGUUUAGCUGAUGGCAACUUUGAUGAUGCUUCUUUUAAUCGCCCUCAAGGUGUUGCAUACAACCCAAAGAAGAACCUAUUGUAUGUUGCAGACACUGAAAACCAUGCCUUGAGGUAUGUAAUGGAAAUAGAUUUUGUCAAGGAGACAGUAAGGACACUUGCUGGAAAUGGAACCAAAGGUUCUGACUAUAAAGGAGGAGGAAAAGGGACUGCUCAGGUCCUAAAUUCUCCAUGGGAUGUCUGCUAUGAUCCCAAGAGUGAGGUUGUUUACAUUGCAAUGGCUGGCCAGCAUCAAAUAUGGGAAUACAAUACAAUAGAUGAAGUUACCAUAGCUUUUAGUGGUGACGGAUAUGAAAGAAAUAUGAAUGGUUCAAGUUCAACAAGCACAUCAUUUGCACAGCCUUCCGGGGUGUCAUUAUCUUCCGAUUUUGGUGAGAUGUAUGUAGCUGAUAGUGAAAGUAGUUCCAUUCGAGCAAUUGAUUUGAAAACGGGAGGGUCAACACUGCUUGCUGGAGGCGAUCCAUUAUUCCCAGAAAACUUAUUUAGGUAUGGAGAUCAUGAUGGAAUAGGCUCAGAUGCACUUUUCCAGCAUCCUUUGGGCAUCGCUUGUGGAAAAGAUGGUCAAAUUUAUAUAACAGAUUCUUAUAAUCACAAGAUCAAGAAGUUGGACCCUGUGAGUAAAAAAGUUGUCACUUUAGCUGGGACUGGAAAUGCUGGAUAUAAGGAUGGAUUAGCCCAGUCAGCUCAGUUAUUUGAGCCAUCAGGGAUUAUUGAAGCUGGGAAUGGAAGGUUUCUCAUAGCAGAUACAAAUAAUAAUGCUAUCAGAUGUUUGGACUUGAAUGGAAAAGAACCUGUUCUGAGCACAUUAGAACUGAAAGGCGUGCUGCCACCAUCAUCAAAACCUAAAUCGCUCAAACGACUUAGAAGGCGGCUAUCUGCAGAUACAAAAAUCAUUACAAUUGAUGGAGGCUCCUCUGCAGAAGGUUACUUCUAUCUUGAUAUUUCAGUGCCUGACGGUUACCAUUUCUCCAAGGAAGCCCAGAGUAAAUUUGAUGUUGAAGUUGAUCCUGUAGAUGCAGUUAAUAUUGAACCCUCAAUUGGUGUUAUAAGCACUGAAGGAUCAACGUCACUUCAUUUCAAGAGAACUUCCUCAAUGCCGGCAACAGGGAGAAUAAACUGCAAGGUUUAUUACUGCAAGGAGGAUGAGGUUUGCCUGUACCAGGCUCUGGCUUUUAAUGUAUCAUUCCAGCAAGGAAUACAAGAUUCUGAACCAGCAAAAACCUCUCUCACUUAUAAGAUAACGCCCAAAGUCCCCUCAGGUACAUCACAGCUUCUCCUAAGCAAUUAGAUCUUACCUAAGUGUAACAUGAAUGUGUAAAUUGUUCUGUUUCAUAAGCAUAUCUUUGAUUAAUGCAACAUUUCAAUUAUUUGAUUUGAAAUUUCAUUGUGUGGCUAUACAUUUA